AUGAACUUUCUGAUUCUGGUACUACUUUUGGUGUUAGUGCUUGGACUCCUACAGCUAGGACGGACAUGGUGGCGUUUGCGUGAUAUUCCCGGUCCCUUCUUUGCGCGUGUUACGAAUCUACAGCGCAUCCUAUGGGUUAAGUCAAAGCGUGCGCACUUGUAUCUGCAAGCAGAACAUGCGAAGCAUGGCGACGUUGUACGUAUCGGGCCAAACAUGGUUUCUAUCAGCAACCCCGAAGUUCUUCCAAUGAUAUAUACUACACGCACCGGAUUCCCAAAGUCAGAUUUUUACCCAACUCUACAGGGAUACACACCUCAUGGUGGUAAACUUGAAGCUAUAUUUAAUACCACUAGUGACGAGAUUCAUAAAUCACUCAAACAGCCCAUUGCAUCUCUAUUCACUUUGGCCAAUGUGCCUUAUUUAGAGCCUCGUGUCGACGAAGUCCUUGAAUGUUUGCGGGAAAAGCUUGAUGCUAAGUUUGUACACAAUGACGUUGUCGUCAAUCUUGGCCAAUGGGUAAAGUAUUUUGCUUUCGAUACCAUGGGCACAAUGACCUUCUCGAAACGAUAUGGCUUUCUAGACGCUGGCAAGGAUGUUGGCAAGAUAUUGCAAAAUAUAGUCGAAUUCAUGCGAAUUUCAGCACCGUACACUCAGAUUCCAUGGUUUGAUCGGCUCUCGCGUAAGAACCGUAUCGGAGAUUUUUUGCAGCGAAAGCUCGGGCUCCAGGCUUCCAUGAGCAUAAUCACCUUUGUCUCGAAGGCAAUUGCGGAGAAGAAACAAGAACUAGCACAAUCCGUGAAAAAGACCUCGGACGAAGACAACAACGUCCGCGGCAAAGACUUUCUUACGCGCUAUAUUGAGAUCGUGGAGAAGGAUCCUUCGGUACCACCAUGGGCCCCUGUUGCCUGGACAUUUUCAAACGUUAUUGCUGGCUCUGACUCAGUAGCGAGUCUCAUGAUCACAACCCUGUUUCAUCUCAUGUCAUACCCUCAGACGAUGAAAAAGCUGUACCAUGAGCUUCUAACGGCAGGGCUAUCCAGACCGCUCCCUAAAUGGAGCGAAGUAAGAACACUACCGUAUUUGGAUGCGUGCGUGUUAGAAGGCGUGCGUAUACACCCUCCUUUCUGCCUGCCGUUCGAGCGCGUCGUGCCAAAGGGAGGUAUCACUAUCCGUGAUCAUUUUCUACCAGAAGGCACGAUCGUAGGUGGAAGCCCAUACGUAGUCAACCGGAACAAAGAGUGGUUUGGUGAAGACGCUGAGUUCUGGCGACCAGAGCGGUGGACAGAAAAUGACGAGGCACACAAAAAGAAGUUGGAGCAAGGAAUUCUUACAUUUGGUUCAGGACGUCGUGUCUGUUUAGGUCGUUAUGUCGGCCUUCUUGAAAUCAAGAAGCUCAUUGCGUUUCUGGUCCUCAACUACGAUCUUCGUGUGGUAGAUCAGGAGCGGUAUCAAGUAGAAAACUCAUGGUUUUUCUUCCAGACAGGGUUGUAUGCCACAUUGAAGAAAAGGCCUUAG
Molecule: messenger RNA, 1515 nt
Organism: Exserohilum turcica Et28A
Lineage: Eukaryota; Fungi; Ascomycota; Dothideomycetes; Pleosporales; Pleosporaceae
Exons: 6
Coding region: 1-1515 (504 amino acids)
Molecular function (GO): monooxygenase activity; iron ion binding; heme binding
Source: RefSeq, a predicted model, not a curated record